AAAAUGCAAUAUAAAGACAAGACUUACACAAUUCUGUCUUUUGUUCCAAAUUUAAAUCUAACUAAAGCAAUUGUUUCAAGCAAUAAAGAAUCUCAAUAUCGUCAUUCUUAUUUUGCAUAUUUUUUCAUUUAUGAUUUUAUUACAAAAGAAAUCGAGCCAUUAAAACUCAGUGAAAACGACGGGAAAGAAGAAAUGCUUAAACUAAGCUAUGCAAAUUGGUCACCAUUAGGAAAUUAUAUUUACUAUAUUUACAAUAAUAACAUUUAUCUUAAAGAUAUUUCAAAUAAUAAAGACCUCCAAGUAACUAAUGAUGGUUCUGAAAACGUAUUUAAUGGGAAGCCUGAUUGGGUGUAUGAAGAAGAGGUAUUGGCCACUGAUAAUGCCAUCUAUUGGUCUCCCAAUGAUGAAAAUUUUAUUUUUUUAAAAACUGAUGAAACUGAUGUGCCAGUGUUUCAAUUGGAAUAUUAUGUUCAAGAUAACCAAGACGUUUAUCCUAAAAUCGUUGAUUUGAAAUACCCUAAACCAGGUUUUAGCAAUCCCAUUGUUAGUUUAAUCAAUUAUAAUAUCAAAUCAAAUAAAGCAGUUGAAAUCGAUCACAGCGAUAAUAAUUUGGGUGAAGAUUUCAUCUUGUAUGAUUGCAAAUGGAUUGAUAAUAAAAAUGCAAUCAUAAAAGAGACUGAUAGAGAAAGUAAUCAAUUAAACAUAAGAAAUUUUAAAAUUCUUGGAAAAGAAGAAGAUGACAUUUAUACCUAUUCCAAUGAAAUUAUUAGAAAAGUUAAUGCUGUUGAAGAAUUUGGAGGAUGGAUUGAAGAAACUUCUGAUUUGUUAGUAAUUCCACCAAACCAUGAGCAAGAUCGAAAACAUUAUGGUUACGUUGAUGUUAUUGUUGAUGAAAAUGGGUUUAGACAGCUAGCAUAUUUUGAUCAAAUUUCAAACGAAAAGCCUAAGAAGAUAUUAACGAAUGGUAAUUAUGAUAUUAUCGGCGGUGGAUUGGCAUUUAAUUAUGAAAAAAAUAAAAUAUAUUUUUUAUCAGCAAAAAAAUCUUCAAUAACAAGACAUCUUUACACAAUUUCGUUAAACGGUGACGACCUUCAAGCUAUCACAAAUGAUAAGGUGGAUGAAUGGAAUGAUGUUAAAUUAUCGCCAAAUGGUAAUUAUUUAUUGCUUUCUAAUAGAGGACCAAGUGUUCCAACCCAAAAGCUUUUCAAUAUAAAUGAGGACUUUGAUUUAGAAAAGGGGAAUAAUUUAGCGACUAGUGAUACAACAAUUAAAUACCUUAAAAAGUUUCAAGUGCCAAAGCACACAUUUCUCGAGUUUGAAGUUGACGAAGGAGUCAAAUGUCAUGUUAAAGAAAUAUUGCCAACUAGUUAUUUUGAUAAUGAGAAAAACAAGCAAAAUAAUAAAACAUACCCUCUAUUGGUCAAUGUUUAUGGUGGGCCGGGAUCUCAAACAGUUGAUGUUCUGUUCAACAUAGGAUUUGAAGAUGCAGUUUCAAGUUCUUUGGAUGCAAUCGUGUUGCAAAUUGAGCCCAGGGGGACUGGAGGUAAUGGAUGGAAAUACAAGUCUUUUGCCAAAAACCAAAUUGGAUACUGGGAACCCAGAGACAUUGUGAACAUUGUUGAGCAGUACAUUAAAAGCCACGAGGGCCUCGUUAAUACCGAAAGAACAGCGAUCUGGGGCUGGAGUUAUGGUGGUUUUACAACACUAAAGACGUUGGAGUACGACGCAGGAAAGACCAUCAAGUAUGGAAUGUCGGUGGCUCCAGUUACAAACUGGCUAUUUUACGACUCGAUAUACACCGAGAGAUAUAUGGACUUACCCAAGAACAACGAAAAGGGCUACCGAGAGAUAUCGGUGAUCAGCGAAUUGGAGAACUUCAAAAGCGUCAAGAGGUUUUUGAUAAUGCAUGGCACAGCUGACGAUAAUGUUCAUUUCCAAAACAGCCUUGACUUGAUUGACAGAUUCAAUCUAAAAACUGUGGAAAACUUUGACUUGAAGUACUUCCCAGACAGCAAUCAUGGGAUAUUCCACCAUGGGGCCAACAAAAUCGUGUACGACAAGCUAUUCAAGUGGCUUUCAGAUGCUUUUGCAGGCGACUUU
Messenger RNA from Ascoidea rubescens DSM 1968, 2100 nucleotides. RefSeq lists its product as uncharacterized. Gene Ontology annotation, biological process: proteolysis. Gene Ontology annotation, molecular function: serine-type peptidase activity; dipeptidyl-peptidase activity. The transcript has a single exon. The annotation marks the transcript as partial. NCBI's taxonomy places the organism in Eukaryota, Fungi, Ascomycota, Saccharomycetes, Ascoideales, Ascoideaceae. The record is from RefSeq and is a predicted model, not a curated record.